Molecule: messenger RNA, 7942 nt
Organism: Colossoma macropomum (tambaqui)
Lineage: Eukaryota; Metazoa; Chordata; Actinopteri; Characiformes; Serrasalmidae
Gene: eeig1b
Product: family with sequence similarity 102 member Ab
Exons: 13
Coding region: 301-1473 (390 amino acids)
Source: RefSeq, a predicted model, not a curated record
CUGAAAGAAUGAGCAGAGCUUGAAGUUCAGUAGUGGCAGUCAAGCUGCUCCGUACGUUGUACGCCGAGAGACAGAGAGGGUCUUACAGUUGGGGAGUUGGACCGUGAGGUAUCCUGAGGUUUCCCUGAGAGCUUUCACACUAUUCACCUGAGAUGCUGAACCGAAGCAGAGGCAUCAAGAAGAAGAACUUCCAGGCGCCAGAUUAAGAAGGCAGAUUGUCCCUGUGUUAUUAUCUACUUCGGUGUUUCUUCAGUUUUAAGAGUGGAACAGCAGCACCCAGUUAACCACGCACAAAAGACUAUGGCGUUUUUGAUGAAAAAGAAGAAGUUCAAGUUCCAAGUCCAUUUCACUCUGGAGGAGCUGACGGCCGUGCCGUUCGUAAACGGGAUGCUUUUCUGCAAAAUCAGACUGUUGGAAGGUGGAGACUUUGCCAUUUCUUCAUCCAGGCAAGAGGUUCAGGAGAACUGUGUUCGCUGGCGAAAGAAAUUCUCCUUUGUGUGUAAGCUGAGUGCCAAUCCUAACACAGGGGUCCUGGACCCCUGCAUCUGCCGUGUGUCUGUGCGAAAGGAACUCAAGGGUGGAAAGUCUUUUUCAAAGCUGGGCUUUGCUGACCUCAACAUGGCGGAAUUUGCAGGUUCAGGCUCCACCGUGCGGUGCUGUAUACUGGAAGGCUAUGACACCAAGAACACUCGGCAAGACAACUCCAUCCUGAAGGUUACCAUUGGUAUGACUCUACUCUCCGGGGACCCUUGCUUUAAAACGCCUCCGAGCACGGCUAAAACCACAGCCUUCGCUGGCCAGGACCCGUCUUUGCAGCUGGACUGUAAAGGAGAGGGCACUGGCGACAAACCAAUUGCACCAGCGGGCAUCAACCCGGGCAUCAGCACCAGCCGGACACUCAAACUCAGAGCCUCCGCACCCUGCUCAGGUCUGCCAGAGGUGUUAGAUGAGAACCUCUCCAGUCCAGAUGAGGUGUUUCACACAGGCCACUCGAGGAAUUCCAGCUACGCCAGCCAGCAGAGCAAAGUCUCAGGCUACAGCACAGAGCAUUCCCGCUCGUCCAGCCUGACGGAUCUGAGCCACCACAAACGGAACACCUCCACCAGCAGCAGCAACACUUCAACAGGAGCUGCAGCAGCUAGUGAGAGCCCCCCGGAGCCAGAGAAAGAGCCAGUGAAAUCGGAAAAGCCUCCACGCCCACCACGGCCUGCCCUGCUCCCAAACCGACCAUCCAGGAGAAAGAAGGACUCUGUGGAGAACCACCCCACCUGGGUGGAUGAUACGCGCAUCGAUGCUGAUGACAUUGUGGAGAAGAUCGUCCAGAGUCAGAACUUUGCCGAUGCCAGCAACAAUGAGGAUAGCAAUUUGCGACUGUUUGUCAGUAGGGAUGGUACCACUGCCCUUGGCGGCAUCCAGCUGGGCAACAGGGUGUCGGCAGGUGUCUUUGAGCCGGUUGUGAUCGAGAGUCAUUAGUGUCAUCAUGGCAUCCAAGCACUGUCUGUCCAACUGGGCUCUUCACAUAAAGAGGAUGGUCCAGACAAGUGAGGAUCAUCAAGGCAGAGUGCACGUCAGGCGUCCCACUGACAAGUUGUUUUCUACUUGCGUUUGUCUCUUUUUUUAUUAUCUUUACUGAUUACUGAUUUGUGUACUCACACACUACAAUAAUAACACCUUAAAUCUUAUGUCACAUUUAUGGAAACGGUGGUGGGUAGUUCGUUAUUAUUAUUGUAUUGUAAAACCCCGUAAUCAAAAAAAGAUAUCUUAAUUAACACUUUAAUGACACCUUAUUGCAAGUAAACCAACUGGAAAUGCCUUGAUGAAAUUAGGCAUUGUGGGAAGUAUAGUCUUAACACUGUGAAAAGCUGUCAUUGGCCCAUAAACCACCAUGUUUAUGACCUAAAUGGCAGCCUUUAGUAUUUUCAGUAGAAAUAUGAUUUAUAUAUUGCUUAGCCUUUCAGAUAUUAUUUAAUGGUUUCAACCUACGGUUUUCUUUCUCACCUUUUAGUUUUAACAAUGCACAACCAAACCCUUUUAGUACAGGUUGUGUGUUCUGCCUGGGCUAUAUACCACUAAAAUGUGUUAAAAAAUGUCUUAGCAUGAAUGUUCCUAAUGAUCCUGCUUUUGCUUAACCACAGUCUUUUUACCUGCAUCGGGAAUGACCUUAUUAAUCCAUAUGACACAAAGGUGAAUAUACACAGUGCUGUAUGGCUGGCCAUACAGAAUCAGUUCAUGUUGAGGUGGACAUGGAAGCUUCUGGCCAUUCCUCCAUAGAUUAGGGCCUUCUGUUUUUGUGAAUGUGUGUGUGUGUGUGUGUGUGUGUGUGUGUGUGUGUGUGCUUUUGGGGGUGUUAAAUGUGUCAGUACAUGUGAUUCUCCAUAGAAGUUCUCCAGCUGGCCUGGUGGAACCACAAGUCAAGUUUCUUCAUUGGCAUUCUUCUCCACAUCUUCUGUCCAUAUGUCCAGAACGCACUCUCAUUCCCCUCUUAUUCUCUUGUUUUCGUAUGUGCUGCAGGCAGCCUCAGAAAUGAAUGGGGGCCAAAAAAUGCCCCAAAAUUUUUAAAAAUGCGCUUGACAUGUAAAAGUGCCCCAUGUUGUCCUGUAUUUUUAAACAUUUGAUGCCUUCUUCAUAGAAUGUGGUCACCUGCACCUGAGUGCUUAUGGCUUUGUUCCAUUGCAUUUGGAACUUCCGAGUUGGUACUUCUGACUUUUAAUCUAAAUGCUUUCCAAGCAUGAAGAAACAAGCAUUCUCAUGGCAAACUGAUGUUUGUAUGGCAAAUCAUGGAAUUUAGGUACACACUCACAUUACUUCAUCAAAGAGGCACCAAUUUUGUCUCUUUGUGUGAAUUGGAUAUGUAUCCAUUCUGGGACAACAUAUGAAGUGGCUCAAGUUCGACAUAAAAAAAGAUCAGAUUUGUGUGUCCACAUCAGAUCUGGAUCACAGAAAGGCACAACAUCCAACUUGUGCCACUUGCACCUAGUAAUGUGAAUGUAGCCAUAUAUAUGUACAUAUGUGGCGCUCGAUCCAAUUCAUAUCUGAUUUGUGAGUCCUUAUUUCAGGACUCACAUGCGUUCACACUGAAGACAGAUAUGCGUCAAAUAAGAAUGUGAACCAUCAAGACAGAGAGAUCAGGUCUGAAAAAAAUUGGAAUUGAGCAAUAAGACUUGUAACAUGAAUGCAGCCUAAUAAGCAUCUUAAGAGAAUCUACAUUAAUGCUGGGCUGUUACAGCACAUUUUUAUAACAGAAAACAAAUGUAGUUUUUUAUAAAAUAAAAAUCGAUGAUCCGAUCACUUGGGUGGCCAUUCCAUUGCAGAGUCAAAGAUUUCAUUUCCUGAGUUCCGAGUCCAGUGGAAUGCACAGUUAGUCCACACACUAUUUUUUAAAGUUACUUGAUAAUUUGGCAAUACCUGAGCGAAUGAUGUUGGUGAAACAAGGCACUCUUUUUUUAUUUAAAAAGACCUAAACUGGAUUCCUGAGUGGCGCAACCAUGUAAACACUGGUUCUAUCAUCAGGAAAACACUAGUAUGUUCCUUAAUGAUGCCACAGCCAUCUGUAACCAGAACUCCAAGACUAAUUGGUCUCACUUUUUCUGGGAGGGUAGGAUGGCCUCCUUCUUUCCACAUCACUAAGAACUGAACAUGAAUAAAUUUCUGAUAAAAUUGGAAAAAAUAAAAAAUAAUCUCAAAAAAACACUAAUUUCUCAAUCUGUUGCAACAUCAGAGGAGGACAGGCAUACUGAGCAACACACUGAGAACAUAAAUAAAAUAACAGAAUACAGUAAAUUCGAAUGGAAUUGUUGUACUUAGAAAAACAGACUUGCUAAAAAAUAACCUCCUAAACGUCAAAAUUGCCCCUGAAAAUCAAUUUCAGAGGCCCCCAGGGUAAGUUAUUUUCUGACACUGGCUGCUGGUUUCAGCCAGUAAUGCAUGAGUGUAUUAUACUACAGUGCUGUGCACUGGUCUCUUCUGCUUUUCAGCAGGCGUAAUAGUCAGCGUGGUUUGGUGAAUGGACCACAGCCAGUCCUGCUGCAAGGAAAUGUGUUCAUCAUUACGAGCAUGUGUGCUGUAUAAUGGAACGUGGAUGGUGGAGGAUGUGGCUGAAGAAACCCUUUGUUUGUUGAAUUAGAUCAGAGCAGAUGACUCACAACCAUGCGACUUGACUUGGCGACAGCACCUGGUGUGCGUCCAGAAACAAAGCUUUCCCCCUCUGUGUGUGUGUGUGUGUUAGUUAAAGGUCUGUAUGCUGUUUCAGUUUUGUUUUUUUUUUGUUUUGUUUUGUUCAGUUUGAAUGAGCUAGCCAUGAUCUUGGUCAUGGAGAAAAAAAAGCCUUUCAGUUGAUCUGAGAGAACAAACAGACUAGAGAAUUUACACUAAGAGUCUCUGAGCUCUUUGCACGUCUAGUUCUGUUAUUGUGUCUUUACAUAAACAGUGCAAUGUGGGCUUGAUGCUUCAUUAAAGGAGAAUUUCACGCUAAACGCAGUUUAACAAACAGAAUAAAUAACAAACCCUUUGCAUAAUGAAUAAUAUAUGAAAUAGCCCAUGUCAUGGAAAAAUAGUAUGUACAGUCGUGUGCAAAAGUUUUUGGCACCCCUGGUCAAAUGAGGUUUUCUCUAGAGAGAACACACGUUUUUGCACGUUUAAGUGCAUAGUUACUGUUUAUUUGCUGAAUUCAACAUAAAAAAUAAAACAGAUGUGGAAAAUAUGGUCCGUGCUGGAGUACAUUUGGCACUACACUCAAUCUUUUACGCUUAAUCUUUUUCCAAUAUGUUAAACAAGUAAAUAGCGAUCAUGCACUACAAUUUGCAGAAAAAUGCCACAUAUUCAAGUGUGUUCUCUAUGAGGAUGUGUUAGCUUAUUCUCACUUAGAAAAUUAACAAAAAUUUGAGCAGGAGUGUCAUAUAUGACUGUAGAUACUGUUAAAGUUUCAAAACAUAUCACUCACGCCUCGGUUCAUACAGUCCAUGUACAGAAACUAAGCUGUAAAACCAUUUGAAUUUGUUUUUGUGAUGUCUUUUGUUUACAUAUAGCCACAUUUUCAGCCUACAGCGGGUUAGCACCGCUCCAGUAAGGUUGAAGUUAUAAAGAGUGGACUGCUUUUUGAAUGAGGCACAAUACACAGUGGUCAAUUAAAACAGAUAUCACAUCAUAUAUAUAUAUAUAUAUAUAAUAUAUAUAUAUAUAUAUAUAUAUAUAUAUAUAUAUAUAUAUAUAUAUAUUUCAGUGUUAAACACGCAUUAACAAAAAAUAGUCCGUUUACUUCUAAAGUGUAAAGAGAGGUUGGAAAAUUGCCAAGUAAUAAUGAAUUAGGACUAUUUUGGACACAUGAAAUCACAAAAAAGUGAACCUCAGGGGAAAAAGAAUACAAGACAGAUGUGGGAUAUGGGCCUUUUAGGGAAUGGAUGUCAUGUGGAAUACUCCUUUAAUGCCCUUUUUAUUGUAAUAUCUUGUGGUGAAGUCACUCAUUAUGUCCUAGUUAAGACCUUGUGAUGGAGUGAUGACUUUCUCAGGUUCUUCAUCAUUAUACUGUGUCUUUCAGAAGUAUUAGCACCCUUGGUAAAUAUGAGCAAAAGGCAAAUAUGAGAAAAAUCUGAGCUUUUAUUGAGGUAAAAUGGCACAAAGAAAAAGUACAUGCACAAUUAUUUAUCAUGAACAAAAUCUAGCUGUAUACUUUUCAGUGGUCAUGUAUUGUGCAAAAGUUUGGGCACCCCGUAGCCAUGUACACACGGGGAGCGCAGUUAAAUGUGGCACAUUUCUGCUAAUUUUAGUGCAUAAUUUCUGUUCGAAGGGUUUUGUUCCAGACCCUUUACAAGAAAGGUAUUUUGGCAGUGGACUUUAUACACGCAAGAAAUAUAAAAUUUUCUUAAGACCUUUCUCAAGAACAAAUUUAAGAAAAAACUUGGGAAAAUAUUGGUGAAUGAGGCCAUUUAUGUUUUAUUGUUUCUCAAUAAGUGUGUUUUCUGUAGCAAUGUUAACUUACUUUCACUUAGGAACAACAAAAAACAUAAUUUGACCAGAGGUGCCCAACGUUUACACAGGAAUGUAUAUGAACGAGCACAUAAGUCUUAAGAGUCUUGAGAGUCCCUUAGACUUAUAUUUAUACAAGAUUUUGAUUAAUAGAGCUAUUUACCUCACUGAAAGCUUUGAUUUGUCUUGGGUUUUCAGUGAACUGACUGAAACAAAGUUUCCUCAAAAAGGUGCCAAUAAUUCUGGUAAGCGUUAAUUAUAUUAAUAUGAUUAGACCAUAGAGAUCGCAUUGAUCUGAGUCUUAUCUGGGCAUAUAAAGAGUGAGUGCUUUUCAAUUAGGGUACCACACUAGCAUCAAGGGAAUCUCUGAAAUGUUCUGUUUUCGAAUGCACCCUUUCUUUUCAUCUGUCUGUUGUUAGACAGGCAUGCAGCCUGUUUGCUGUCUGUCUGUCUUUGCAUCUCUUUUGUUCGCCAACGUUACGAGCGAUUCGCUCAUGCUUUAUACUGUCCUGUUCUUUUGGAUUUCCAAACCAGCGGGCUGGUUUAUUUGAACCUUUCCCCACAUUCAGUUGCCGUCACUGCUCUCUCUGUUGAUUCUUUAGUGUCGAACGAACAUUGUGACAGCAUGAAAUGGUUGAUGUACUCACAACUUAAAGAGGCUACUUUUUGAUGGUUGUUCUUUCUGUCUUUGUUUUCCUUGCAUUGAAAAAAGAGCCUCUUGUGUCGUGCUAUCAUUUUCGGUCAUAAUGGACUGUAACCUGUGAUUGAUUUCUCUUUUUUUAAAUUCACAAGGUAGAUGUAAAGUUGAUUUAAGAUGCUGUUGUGGAGAACUGAACAUAAAGGUAUUGGGAUGUUUGAGGGAAAAUGGUUUUGUACAUUCAGUAUUUGUGUCAUUUGCUGUUCUUUGUUAUAAAAAAAGAAAUAAUGCUUGAAAGUCAGUGUAAUUCACUCAUCCUGGGGCAAGUCUACGUCGUUAUUUACUCCUUGGAAAUAAUGGAAAUUAUAGGGUUAUUUCCAAGAAGAAGAACGAUUUGUUUUUUUAGUUCUUCUUGAACAUGGUACAGUUGUGUGCAAAAGUUUAGGCACCCUGGUCAAAUGACGUUUUGUUGAUUUGUUGAUGUAAAAGUAAGUGAACACAUCCUCAUCAGAGAACGCACUUGUGCACAUUUUAAUGCAUAAUUACUGUUUAUUUGCUGAAUUUAACCUGUUGGAAAAACAAAAUCUGGCCUGUGCAAAGGUUUUGGCACUUUGUUAUCUUUUAUCUUUUUCCAGUAUGUUAAACUCAACAAAUAAAUAGAAAUUGUGUGCUAAACUUUGCAGGAAAAUGCCACAUCUAGAUGAUGUGUUUAUAUAUUUUCACCUAGACCAUCAAUGAAGUAUUUGACCCGGUGUGUUCAAAUGUUUAUGUUGUAAUAGUGAGUAUUAAUUAUAAAUGAAAUGCUAAACUACACUGUGAUCUCCGGAAGGUCGAAUCCUUGGCCAAUGACAUAACAUUCACCGCAACGGCACUUAAAUACUAACGUUUAAAGUAUCAAGACCUGUAAAAUCCUCCACAACUAAUGCUGUUUGUCUCCUUUCUCUCUCAUUUUGUAAAGGGUUGAAAAGCUAUGCACUUGAGUCAGACAGAAAGACUCCGUUUUGACCACUAUAUUGGUUACAAUUAACAAAUUAUCAAUAUAUUGAAAGACUUCAGAUUUCUAUGAAAAGUCAGUACCUAUAUUUAACUUUACCACAGAAGUGAUGAGUUUAUUUUUCUGAUUAUAUAAAAAUUGUUGAAUACGUAUAUUUUAUGAUCACACAAAUAAUUUCCAAAGUUUUCUUGACCUCAUAUUCGGUUUUAUUUGGUGUAUUACUGUCUCAUGAUGGAACUAUAUUUCUACACUUGAAUAUGGGUGUUUCGUAUUCUGUAAUGUAAAUGUGUCUUUGGGGGUGUAUUAAUGUAAUAUUUUGGGGAAAUAAAGCAAAUGUUGGGCAUCCAAAA